AUGGCUACCAACGAGGCGCCAGCGCCAUCGCCAACGCCAACAGAACCCUCCAAAACAGUCGAAAUCAACGGCAAAAACUAUGAACCCGUGCAAGAAGGCCUAGCAACGAUCCUCAAACCCAUAAAGAACGAACCAUCAAAAAUCAAGCCCCGCGGCAGCGGAUUUGAACAAGAAGCCUCGGUGUUCUACAACCCGAUUCAGCAGUUCAAUCGUGAUUUGAGUGUGCUUGCCAUAAAAGUAUUUGCGAAUCAUCAUGUUGCGGUUAUACAGGAGCAGAUUGCGAAGAAGAAGCUGAGAAGAAAGAAUAAGAGCAAAAAGAGGAAGAGAGAGGAAGGGGAAGAGGGGGAUGGUGCUGUCGCUGGUGAGGGUGAGGGGGAGGUGACGAAGAAGCAUCAUGGUGAGGGACAAGAGCAGGGUGCGGAUGAGGUUGUGUCGGCGGCUGUGGCGGCACCUCCGGAGACGGAAGUUGAUUCUGCUUCGACGACAAAGCCAGUGAGGUUUCAGAUCCUCGAUGCCCUAUCUGCCACCGGUCUGAGAGCAUUGCGAUAUGCGAAAGAAAUUCCCCAAGCCACAAGAAUCGUUUCGAAUGAUUUGUCGUCGGCGGCCGUGGAAGCUAUCAAACUCAACAUCAAAUAUAAUGAAGUCGAAGACAUCGUCCAACCCAACGUCGGCGAUGCGCGGGCAUACAUGUACAGUCUCCAAGGCGAAAACCACACAAGCGACGGAAACGGGAAGAAGUUCAACGUCAUUGACCUUGAUCCCUAUGGCACCGCUGGCAUGUUCCUAGACGCCGCAGUGCAAGCAGUCAACGACGGAGGUAUGCUGUGCGUCACGUGCACGGAUGCAGGAGUCUUUGCGUCAACUGGAUUCCCCGAAAAGACGUAUGCGAUGUACGGCGGCAUUCCCGUGCGGUUACCGCAUGGACACGAAGUUGGGCUCCGACUUAUCCUUCAUGCCAUCACCAGUUCAGCAUCUAAAUACGGCCUGGCUAUCGAGCCUCUUCUCUCCUUGUCCAUCGAUUACUACGCUCGAGUCUUUGUGCGCGUUCACAAGUCACCCAUCGAAGUCAAGGCUUUGUCUAGCACCACGAUGCUAGUGUAUAGCUGUGAUUCGGGCUGCGGCGCCUGGACUACACAGUAUUUGACCAGCACCAAGGUCAAAACGGCCAAGGAUGGUAAAGAGCAUACCAAUUAUUGCCUGGGACAGGCUCCCACGGCAACACCGUAUUGCGAGCAUUGCGGAUUCAAGACGCAUUUAGCCGGUCCUAUGUGGGGAGGACCGUUGCACAAUCCUCACUUCAUCCAAAAGAUCCUGGAUUUGAUACCCGAGGUCGAUCCAAAGGCGUAUCGUACCUUGUACCGAAUCGAGGGGAUGUUGACGACCGCGUUGGAGGAAGAUCUAGAUCUAGCUACUACUCCUCAGGGAUCCGAGACCGAGGACGCAACGACAGAAGCGAAAGAGGAGCGAAAACAAGAAGAAUUAACACCUGUAAUCCCUCGCCUCUCGCCAGCCCUCAAAGAGAAAUACCCAUUUUUCGUCAGUCUCAGUGCGCUUGCGAAAGUGCUGCAUACUCAGACAGUUCCCAUCGACCUGUUCCGAGGCGCGUUACACGGUUUGGGCUAUCGCACAACGCGCAGCCACACAAGACCUAACAGCGUCCGCACCGACGCACCGUGGGACGUACUUUGGGAAAUCAUGCGCGAAUGGCUGCGUCAAGAUGCGCCGCCAUUAGGGAAGGAGGCGAAUCGAGAGCGAUAUAAGCCCGGUAGUGCGGGUGCAGGCAUUAUGAAGAAGGAUAGAUCAAAAUUCGCGGAGAGCAGUGCACUUGAUGCAUUGAAGACGGAACUUGAGACUGCGAUUCGAGAUGGGAAGGAUGUGGCUGAUCUCACGACGAGGAUUGAGGCUGCUCUGUACCGGAAGGGUCGUCCUGGCUCUGCCUCUGCUGUUGCAGCUGCAGGAGCAACCGCUCCUGGUGCCGAGUCGGCUGCGAAAGAAGAGAGACCGCACCCGAGCACAUUGACUAUAAAUUUCGACGAGACUCUAGGCAAAAAGUUCUCGACCGAAUUCAGGAAUAAGAAGAAAGUGGCGCGGUAUCCGCUCAAUCCUGAGGUGAAUUGGGGACCUAUGAGAAUGGCGACGGGGCGGUAG
Molecule: messenger RNA, 2148 nt
Organism: Talaromyces amestolkiae
Lineage: Eukaryota; Fungi; Ascomycota; Eurotiomycetes; Eurotiales; Trichocomaceae
Exons: 1
Coding region: 1-2148 (715 amino acids)
Biological process (GO): tRNA N2-guanine methylation
Cellular component (GO): nucleus
Molecular function (GO): RNA binding
Source: RefSeq, a predicted model, not a curated record